This is a messenger RNA of Paramecium pentaurelia, 1137 nucleotides long. Lineage: Eukaryota; Ciliophora; Oligohymenophorea; Peniculida; Parameciidae. The record is from the annotation of a GenBank genome assembly.
AUGAAAUAAAACAACUUCUUACCCUCUUUGAUAACUGUUUUACUUAUAAUUUCUGCAAAUUGUGUAACAAAGGAUGAUCUUAUAUCAUAAUUAACAGAAAAGUUAGACAUAAUGGAUAAUAAAAUGAGUAUUCUCAUCCAAGGAGCAGAUGGUUCAAUCUACUUAAAAGAACACCUGAGUUCAGAAGGGACCCAACCUUAUGAUGAUAAUACAACUAUUCAUAUAGCUUCUGGUUGUAAAUGGAUUGCCAUGGCUACUAUUAUGAAACUUGUCGAAUUGCAAUUAUUAAGUCUUGAUACAAAAGUAACUGAUAUCUAUCCAGAAUUCCAAAAUACUAAUCCAACUAUGACAUUAAAGAAUUUAAUGACUCAUACAUCAGGUUAUUAGUUGGCUGAUGAAUGGGUUUUUGAUUUAAAUAUUUCGUUAUAAGAAUCUGUACUUGGUAUUGCUAAAGGAGGUCAAUAUCCUGCUAGUAAAGUGUAUUUUCCAGGAGGAACCAAAGUUGGUUAUAGUGAUAUUGGAAUGCAAAUUGCAGGAGGAAUGGCAGAAAAGGUCUCUGGUAAGACUUUUCAUGAAUUAUUUGAUGAAUAUAUAGCUAUUCCAAUGGGAAUGAAGAAUGCCAAAUUUACUGCUUUUGAUGGAGAAACAGGAAAUAAUAUUGCCAUUGCAGAUGGCCUUUUGAUUCGAAUGAUUGAUUAUGGUAAUUUCUUAAGAAUGCUCUUAAAUGAGGGUUAUUUUGAUGGAAAAAAUAUUUUAUUAGCAUCUACUGUUCAAACAAUGCUAUAAGAUCAUACAGGAGAUUUACCAGUUUCAGAUGAAGUAAUGGAAGAAGUGGUCGGAGAAGUUGAAGAUUCAUAUAGUUUUGCUAUUGGAGCAUGGGUAUAUGAUAGAGAUAGUGAUGAUAAACCAUCUAUUUAUUCAAGUCCAGGAAUUCAUGGGUUUGAAAAUUGGAUUGAUGUUGAGAAUAAUUAUCUAUGCAUACUUUAUAUUAGAACUGAUACUGAUAAUGAACCUGAAGUUACAGAUUUGACUGAAGCAAUUAGACCUGAUAUUUUAGAAUUCUAUUUAGAUGAAAGUGGAAAUUAUUCAAAUUUGAUUUACCUAGGAGUUCUAUUUGUAUUUGUCAUAAUGUUUUGA